Messenger RNA from Geosmithia morbida, 3108 nucleotides. Its product is annotated as 1-phosphatidylinositol-4-phosphate 5-kinase. Gene Ontology annotation, biological process: phosphatidylinositol metabolic process. Gene Ontology annotation, molecular function: phosphatidylinositol kinase activity. Lineage: Eukaryota; Fungi; Ascomycota; Sordariomycetes; Hypocreales; Bionectriaceae. The transcript is spliced from 2 exons. The annotation marks the transcript as partial. The record is from RefSeq and is a predicted model, not a curated record.
GGGCCACCCUUCCGCCGCCACAAUCGAUCCGACUCCAUCAAUGAGCCAUACGACGACGCUUCCUACUCGUCCACCUCUGACUCCUCCGAACUAGUCUCUCCCAUGACGGCGAAUGGCACCGACACCGACACCGCCCUGACCGCGACCAGCACCGCUACCACCACCAUCGGCAGCAUGGCAUCCUCUGCCAACCGCAGUAAGGCCAACGGCCGCUUCGAGCACGAUGCCGCGCCCGUCAACAGGAACGCCGGCCGCUACGAUGCGAAUGCCGCCAUGCCCCCUCCCUCCACAGCACCACCGUCCCUCCCGCCUAUACCGAAUGGCCGCCUGUCCAGCAGCUUCACCACCACCAUCCUGCCCGACCGCACCGCCGCGACGCGUCACCAUCACCACACCCCCCCCAGUGCUACCGUGAAUGGUAACAUGAGCGGCAUCGACGCUGCCGCCACCUCAGACAAGACGCUACCCCAGCUCCCCCACCAUGAUGCCCAGUCAAUUGACCAGCAGCCCGAUCGUGCCUUUGGCCGCAGCGGCGAGCAUCCCCAUCCCAGCAAGCCCUCUCGAGCGGCACCCGUACCCUCCCACACGCCACCCCCCCCCCCUCCUCCCCCCCCUCCUCCCCUUCCGCAGUCACAGUCGCAGUCCCAUCUGCCGCCGGCCGAUGCCCUCUCCUCGGCAGACACCACGCCCACCAAGCAUCGCCUCUCUUCCCCCCCGGCAUACCAGACCAACGGCACCUCGUCCACCUCUCUCCACCUCUUCCCGCCCCCACCCGGCUCGACCCUCAAGCAGAGACACACCCUCGAGGUGCCCAAGCUGUCGUCAGCCGCCCGCCACUCGCGCGACGGAGCCGACAGCGUUGGCGGACGCUACUCUCCCAGCCCGCAGACCGUGUCGUCGGCCACCGCCUCGGCCACCGCCACAGGCGCAGCCACAGCCGUCGGGGGGGGAGCGGCGGCAGGCAACAGGAGGCCCUCGCUCAGCCUAGCCCGUAGGACGACCAGGUCCAUGCAGUCGGACAACAGGGACGAGGUCGCCCCCGACGAGGACGCCGCUCGCUGGGCGGAGGCGUACCGUCAGAAGAGGGCCAGCAAGCGGAAGCGCAGGGAGGAGGAAGGGGACGAGGAUCGCGUCGUCGUAGGCACCAAGGUCGACGAGUCCCACGCCAACUGGGUGACGGCCUAUAACAUGCUGACGGGCAUCCGCGUCUCGGUGUCGAGGACCAACGCCAAGCUCGAUCGGGAGCUGACGGAUGCCGACUUCCAGGCCAAGCAGAAGUCGACGUUUGACAUUGCCGGCAACGAGCUGGUCCCCUCGGCCAAGUACGACUUCAAGUUCAAGGACUACGCGCCCUGGGUGUUCCGGCACCUGCGAUCGCUGUUCCGCCUCGACCCGGCCGACUACCUCAUGUCGCUGACGGGCAAGUACAUACUGUCGGAGCUCGGGUCGCCGGGCAAGAGCGGCAGCUUCUUCUACUUCUCGCGCGACUACAAGUACAUCAUCAAGACGAUCCACCACGCCGAGCACAAGUUCCUGCGCAAGAUCCUCAAGGAGUACUACGUGCACGUCAAGGACAACCCCAACACGCUCCUGUCGCAGUUCUACGGGCUGCACCGGGUCAAGCUGCCGUACGGCAAGAAGAUACACUUCGUCGUGAUGAACAACCUGUUCCCGCCGCACCGCGACAUCCACACCACCUUUGACCUGAAGGGCUCCACCGUCGGCCGCGACUACCGGGAGGAGGACCUGGAGAACAACCCGCGCGCGACGCUCAAGGAUCUCAACUGGCUCCGCCGCAAGCGCAACCUCGAGCUCGGCCUGUACAAGAAGCACCUCUUCCUCUCGCAGCUGCAGCGCGACGUCGGCCUGCUCAAGCGCCUCCAGAUCAUGGACUACUCCCUCCUCGUAGGCAUCCACGACGUCUCCCGCGGCAACGAGGAGAACCUGCGCGACAAGACGCUCCAGGUCUUCAACCCCGGAGGCGACAAGUCCAACACGGACGACGAGGGCGCCGGCCCGUCCGUCCUGCUGCGGACCCCGUCCAAGCUGGAGAAUGCCCGCAAGGCCCGGGAGCUGCGCCAGAUGAUCCGGUCCGAGAAGCCGGUGCCCAUCGGCGAGGCGCUCGACAAGAUGCCCAACGAGCUGGCGGAGGGUCAGGGCCGUCCUGGCUUCGUCUUCAACCAGGAUGAUGGGGGGUUCAGGGCUACACAUGAGGACAAUGGCCCUGCUGACGAGAUUUACUAUCUCGGUGUCAUUGACUGUCUGACACAUUAUGGAAUGAUCAAAAAAAUCGAACACUUCUGGAAAGGCCUGACGAGCGACAGGAGUCAGAUCUCGGCCCUCCCACCCGACCAAUACGGUGACCGAUUCUACCAAUUUAUCGAGGGUGUCACCAUGUCAUCCGAGGAGGCCCAUCGCGAGGCCCAGCGACUGGAUGAGGAGAUGGCGGCCGAGGCCGAACGCGAGCUCGAGGAACAGCGUGAGCAGCGGGAGCAGCGGCAGAGGUCGAGCCGAGACGGCCCCCCGCCACCCGUGCCGGACCACCUGCCCCCGGCGCCGCCGGGCACCCACGACAGCACGAUGGCCAGGGCGUCCAGGGCGGCGGUCCGCAGCGAGGAGAACGGGGCAUCGGAGAAGCACGUUCCCGAACGGACGCUCCGCACCAUCGCUCCGCCCCACUCCUCGUCAUCGGGCGAGAAGCGGGACUCGGCCAUGCUCGAGCCGGUCCUGCCGGUGGUCGAGGAGGCGGGUGAGAACGGCAACGGCAACGGCGGCGACGCAUCCCGUCUCACGCCCAGGAACUCGCGCGACAAGAAUCUGUACGGCCCGACCACGCCCAGCCGGAUGCAGGCUCCCACCCGAGCCCCACCGCCGACACCGCCCAAGACCGCGACGGGAACGGGGGCCGACUCGGAGAAGGAGAAGGCCGAGAGCGUCGAUAGCGGGUACCAUGCUUCGGGACAGCCUCGUCUGAGCAGGGAGAGUGUGCGGAAUAAGACUCUGCCUCCUCUGCCGCCGGGGGAUCCUAGACGUCACAACCAGCAGCAGCAGCAGCAGCAUGAGGAGCAGCAGCAGCGUGAGCACGGUCGAUUCGGCAUGACGGCUUAG